Rasamsonia emersonii CBS 393.64 is the source of this 1620-nucleotide messenger RNA. RefSeq lists its product as uncharacterized. Lineage: Eukaryota; Fungi; Ascomycota; Eurotiomycetes; Eurotiales; Trichocomaceae. The transcript is spliced from 2 exons. The coding region runs from base 1 to 1620 and encodes 539 amino acids. The record is from RefSeq and is a predicted model, not a curated record. Gene Ontology annotation, molecular function: S-methyl-5-thioribose-1-phosphate isomerase activity.
AUGUCGAAUACCGAGCAGAAGGGGCCGCAACCGGCUCAGCAACAGCACGACAAACCACUGAAGAAACGUGCCGUUGUGUCGUCGUUUCUGUUCAAGUUUCCUGACGGGGGUCCAUCCGCAUCAUCAACACGGGACGGAAAGAAGCCUCUCGUGGCCCUCUUCCGGCGGAGCGGGCUAAACCCCCUGGCGACGGCGUGGCGCGAGAUCCAAGAAGAGACGACGCUUACUUCGUCCUCCGUGACGUUCUUCCGCAAGGGCAAAGAGUAUUCUUUCGCUGAUCCCUCUGUCGGCCGUGAAUGGACCAUCUACGCGUUUGCUUUUCGUCUCAAGAGUAAAGAGGAAGGUGGCCAGGACGAGGAAGGCAUCAAGACGGACUGGGAGCAUGAAGGUUGGGAGUGGCAUGAUCCCGAUGCUGUCGUUGCUGUCGACGACGAGGAGGCUUUUGGCGGAGUGCCCCGGUUGAAGGAGUCGCUGCGACGGGUCUGGUUCGAGGGCGAUUUUGGUGCACAAUCCGCUGCUGGUCGGACGUUGGCGGCUGGAUUGGAGCGAUUGCAGGCCGAUCACGAGAGUGGUUCACGACAACUGGCUGCCAUCGCCCUGGGGGUGUUUCGAGAGACGGUAGCGGAAAUGGGCGGGCCGGAUGGUGGUAAUAGUGAAGCCUGGUGGGAGAAGGCACGAAUGGCUGCGUGGCAUCUCUGGAAGAACGGACGAGAAAGCAUGGGCGCGCCGAUCCUGAACGCGCUGAUCGCUGCGCUGGUCGAUAUUGAGCCGAUAGUACUGGACACUGAGGGAAAGGAGAAUAAUAAGAGGGACCCGAUUCUGGCCGCGAUCGACCGGCUUAUCGAGAAGCGCAAGUCUACGACUGCGCGAAUCAGCGACGCGUUUGCAUCCUACAUCCAGAGAAAUGUUCUCAACAGGAAAGAGGACUCGUCUUUGACCAUCUUGACGCUCUCUGCUAGCUCUACCAUCCGCGACUGCAUCGUCCACGCAGCCAUUUCGUCUAACGCUCAAUUCGUCGAUCUUCGCGUCCUGGAGUCUCGGCCCCUGUACGAAGGAGUCAGCGUCGCGUCGGCGAUCCUGUCUGAUUUCCGCUCUCAGCCCAACGCUCCUCGCAUCCAUGUCAGUAUCUACACAGAUGCGUCUGCGGCUCUGGCGUCUGGUGGCGUGGAUAUCCUCCUGCUGGGCGCAGACCGCAUCUCCGCGGACGGCGCCGUCAGCAACAAGACGGGCUCAUUGCCAGCCAUCCUGAGUGCACGCUGCGUCUCUCCGUCGACAAAGGUAGUGGUCCUCAGCGAGUUGGAGAAGGUGGCCGAACCAGGCGACCCGCACUCGCACGUCGUGGAGGAGAACAACCCGGAGGAAGUGAUCCAGGCAUGGCGACACAGCGGUGUGAAGGGGGUGAACGUGAUCGACGAGGCGUUGAAGACGCAGGCGCAGCAGCAAGAAGACGGCAAAGCCACCGUCUCGGUGAAGAAUAUCUACUUUGAAUGGGUGCAGCCGGAGAUGAUUAACGGAUUCGACGCGUACGUCUGCGAGGAGGGCGUUCGCACGGUGGCUGAGAUCAAAGAGCGAUCUGCCUGGGUGGGGGAGCAGAUUGAGAGGUUUUUUGGCGGAUUGUAG